GCCUCCUCAAUGUGGGCCCCUGCCUCUAGACCCUGCCCUCCUCCUCACCUGCUGCUGGCUCUGCUGUUGGGACUCACAGGUGUGGCCGGUGAGGCAAGGCUGCAGGUGAUCCAGCCUGACAAGUCAGUGUCUGUCAAAGCUGGACAGACAGCCACUCUGCACUGUACCAUGACCUCCCUGCUCCCCUCUGGGCCCGUUCAGUGGUUCAGGGGGACAGGGCCAGGCCGGGAGUUAAUCUUCAGUUACAAAGGAGGCCACUUCCCCCGAGUAACAAAUGCUUCAGACACCACAAGGAGAAACAACAUGGACUUUUCCAUCCACAUCAGUAACAUCACCCCAGCAGACACUGGAACCUACUACUGUGUGAAGUUCCAGAAAGGGACCCCUGAUGUGGAGUUUAAGUCUGGACCAGGCACUCUGGUCACUGUGAGCGGUGUGGCUGGUGAGGCGAGGCUGCAGGUGAUCCAGCCUGACAAGUCAGUGUCUGUUGCAGCCGGACAGACAGCCACUCUGCGCUGCACCCUGACUUCCCUGCUCCCCACAGGGCCGGUUCAGUGGUUCAGGGGGACAGGGCCAGGUCGGGAGUUAAUCUUCAGUUUCAAAGGAGGCCUCUUCCCCCGAGUGACAGAGAUUUCUGACCGCACAAGGAGAAAUAACAUGGACUUUUCCAUCCACAUCAGUAACAUCACCCCAGCAGACACCGGAACCUACUACUGUGUGAAGUUCCAGAAAGGGACCCCUGAUGUGGAGUUUAAGUCUGGAUCAGGCACUCUGGUCACUGUGAGCGAGUCAAGGCCAUUUACUCCAAUCCUGAUAGCUGUCACCCUGGGUCCGAAGCUGUUGCUGCUCAUCACUGUCUCUGCCAUCUAUGUCCACAAGAAGCGAGGGCCUGAUUCAGGUGUCCCAAGAGUAAAAUAGCACCAAGAACAUAAGAGACACAUUGGGAACAUUUCUGGAAUGAUGAGCAAAUAAUCAACUGUGAACAUGGGUCCCACAGCUCCUCCCUUCCUCCCCUACUAUAUGCCACCCUCAGUCUCUGCUCCUUCCGUCCUUGAGGGGCCAAGCCAAAGACAAGGAACAACGAGAAGCUUCCCUAACUCUGCCCCCAAAUACCUUGCUUCCCCCUGAGACCUACCUGUCCACAGUCCCUCCUUCUCCUUCUCACAAUUCUUGAUACCCGCAGAGCUGGGUCUACAUACCAGGUCCUCAGCAGAGGCCAUGGGAAAUUUCUCUGGGCACCUAUGUACAGAUAUCUGCCUGAAUGUGAGAAAAGAGUCACAUCUACACUUACCAGGUGUCUCUCAUUCAUCUUCUGGGGACUGUGGCCAUGAACUACAUGCUCACGUCCAUGUUCUUGGGAGUUAUUUCUGCCAACUCCCAGACAUUCUAGCCUUGGUGAGGUUCUUCACUGGGUCUUAAAUAAAAUGAAUCUCAUCCUGGUUUGAAGAAGA
This is a messenger RNA of Lutra lutra (Eurasian river otter), 1451 nucleotides long. RefSeq names its product tyrosine-protein phosphatase non-receptor type substrate 1-like. Gene Ontology annotation, cellular component: plasma membrane. The transcript has 5 exons. NCBI's taxonomy places the organism in Eukaryota, Metazoa, Chordata, Mammalia, Carnivora, Mustelidae. The record is from RefSeq and is a predicted model, not a curated record. The coding region runs from base 10 to 918 and encodes 302 amino acids. Gene Ontology annotation, biological process: positive regulation of phagocytosis; positive regulation of T cell activation.